AACAGAUGUACUACUAUGCCACUGCUGAUGUCAGUUACAAUUACUUCACACCCGCGUCUCUGAGCGCUGCAUCGUAGACUUGACAAUACAAUUUACCUGAAGCUGACGGAACCAAUGCAGAGACGGUGAUCUGUGACAAGCUUAGUCACUCUAAAUUUUAGAUGUAGAAUAUAUAUUUAAAACAGUCUUGCACUCCUCGAUACAUCUAUAGGGAUGUCGCCUUUCGCUGGUUACACGGCAGAACCAGGCGCCAAAUGUUGCCCAUGUGCAAAUGCAUUCACCCUAAAAUGCACUAGCCACGCGCGGGCGCUUCCAGCUGGGCUUCGGGGCCGAUGGUUCGUCAAUUGCGGAGCCGCAAUGGCAGCCUUUUACUCAGUCCUCCUGGCAUGUCUCCUCCUAUUAGUCUCUGGGGCGGAGCCGGACUAUUACAGCAAGCUGGUAACCCUUUCUAGCAAUGUGCAUGGCGUAGUGACCAAGCAAGGACCCCUCCCUGCCGAGCGCUACGAUGAUGCGCUGUUCAAUCACACCGCGUUUCGGGAGUGGCUGCUCCAGAAGGUCAUCCUAAAGCAGGAUCCGCCGGGUCCAGCUCCCAUGUCGUACAAAUGCGGCGUCUUCGUCAACCACAACUACAAACUCAUUUUCAUCCGCAACCGCAAGGCCGCGUCCACGACCGUCCUGGACACCUUCAAAGUCGCGUGCAAGUCGCAAAGCAAGCUGCUCUGCAUGAAGCCUUUCGACGCGGCGGAGCUCAAGCAGCACAAACUCACGCACGACGAAAUGUGGCGCACCUACUACGUCGUAUCCUCCACCCGCAACCCCUGGGCGCGUGCAGCCAGCGGCUACGAUUACACGCAGGACAGGUGGCCCUCCCCCAAGAAGGGUGUGUGCCAGCAAAUUCCCUUCCGCCAGUUCUGCGCCGACCCCUACCUCAUGGGCAAGAUGGCGAACCUCUUCAGAUGCGGCACGCAGAGCUCCUUCCGCGGUGACGACGCAUGGGCCUACGACUUCUACCACAUAGAGCCCGCCCACCACUGCAUGACGGACGCCAGCGGGACCGGCCUGUCCGUGGACUUCCUCAUACGCUACGAGCACCUGCACCAAGACUUUGCGCAGCUGGUGGAGCUGCUCAACCGGCGCCGCGACCCCGCGCUGCCGGAGAUCCGCGGUGGCCGCAUGCGCUGGAUGAAGCAGGGUGUGCAUGUGCAGGCAGCCCGCAACAACGCCUCGCUGACAGCAGCAACUGGUGGGGGUGGGGGUGACGAUAGCGGCAGCAGCGGGGAUGGUGGGGAGGGAGGAGGAGGAGGUGAGGGCGGAGGAGGGGGCAUGUGGAAGGAGGAUGCGGCGGCGCUGGUGUCCGCGGACCGUCAUGCGGUGAAGUACCGGGGUUGCGGCAUGGGGUGUGUGCGCGACAUUGCGGGCUUCUUUGCGAGGGACUUGGAGGUCAUGAAGCUGCAGAUGCCGCCGCCUGCAGAGCCGGGGACACGUUAGGAUAGUGGAAUGAGGUAAAGUGGGGGUGUUCAGUUGGGGCGUGAAUAUUGAAAUUAUAAUCACCCUGAUGCUGUUGGGGGGUGGUAAAUAAACCGCAAGUACAGUAACCGUAUAAACGACUUGGGCGGAAACAGCAUCAACCGGGCAGCGCAGACAGCGCAAUGCUUCAGCAGUCGCAGGAGCGUACUUGCUGGGAGGAGGGCUUUACGGUCGGCUGGGGGGGGGAGCGGGGGUCGGAGGCCCCGCAAGCUCCGGUGCCCCCUUCAUGUGCUCCCGGGUGGCGAGGUCAAAGACGAUACCGGCACCAGACCAUGGGAGUGGGGUCAGCAUGUGGUGCACCGGAGCACAACCAACCUCUGCGUGCGUGCAUACAUGCAUGGCAACGAAGUGUAAGGUUACUGCCGGUGCCCUAAAUACUGGCGUAGGUGGGGCAGUAGCUGUCCCUGGCAGGAUCCACAAGCGGCAUCCCGAGCUCCUUAACCCCCUCCCGCAUCGGCUUACUAAUGCAAAACUCACAGCAGC
Messenger RNA from Astrephomene gubernaculifera, 2010 nucleotides. The record is from the annotation of a GenBank genome assembly. NCBI's taxonomy places the organism in Eukaryota, Viridiplantae, Chlorophyta, Chlorophyceae, Chlamydomonadales, Astrephomenaceae.